Molecule: messenger RNA, 976 nt
Organism: Nothoprocta perdicaria
Lineage: Eukaryota; Metazoa; Chordata; Aves; Tinamiformes; Tinamidae
Gene: CUNH15orf61
Product: chromosome unknown C15orf61 homolog
Exons: 2
Coding region: 1-453 (150 amino acids)
Source: RefSeq, a predicted model, not a curated record
AUGCUGGCGCUGCGGCGGCUGCACGAGGCGGCGCUGCUGCUGCUGCUGCGGCCGCGCCGGGGCCGCCCGGCCGCCUCCGAGGUGCUGAGCCAGCACCUGCGCCAGCGCGGCCUGCCCCACUGGACCUCGUACUGCGUCAAGUACAGCGCGGUGCGCAACGACCAGUUCGGGCUGUCGCACUUCAACUGGCGCGUGGACGGCGCCAACUACCACGUCCUGCGCACCGGCUGCUUCCCCUUCGUCAAGUACCACUGCUCGCGCGCCGCGCCGCGCGACCUGGCGCUGCAGAACGCGGCCUUCAGCGCCCUCAAGCUCCUCAACGCCGGCAUCCCGACGUUGCUAUAUGGAAUUGGCUCCUGGUUCUUUGCCAGUGUCACAGAGACUGUUCAUACAAGUCAUGGCCCAGUCACUAUUUAUUUCCUAAAUAAAGAAGAUGAAGGUGCAAUGUACUGAAAUAACACCCUCGAGUACCUGUCCUUUGGUGGGUUCCCGUGUUACAGCUACUACAAAUACCUACUGCCUCAGAAUACCAAAAAAAAAAAAAAAAAAAAAAAAAGACAAUUCUCAAUAUCUAUCUUAAUUCAAGGAAGAGUCUUCAGGAGGCCUUCUUUUUGAUGAAAAUAAGUUUAUUUUUGCAGAGGUUACUAAAAGGUUAAAGCCUUGGGAGAAGAAUUAGUAUUUUUAAGAGUGUUUGAGUUUGCUAAAGUCAGGGAUAAGAACUGUUGAACAAACACUGGAAUAUUUUAAAAAGAUUUACCUAUCAAGYUACAGAACUGAACUAUAUUGUGUGGGAAAGGAAACUUUCUCGAAGUAUGGAAUGUAAUUCUAAGCUGCUAGGAUACACRCUGUGACUAGAUGUUUUAUAAAUAUAUUGAUUGGCAUAGUUGCCAGAUUGUUUGAAWGAGUCCAUGACAGUGUUUCUUUGCAGCUGCCUGGAACACUUUGGGAAAACCACCACCCCAGAAGAUUAUUUAUG